Molecule: messenger RNA, 1097 nt
Organism: Penaeus vannamei (Pacific white shrimp)
Lineage: Eukaryota; Metazoa; Arthropoda; Malacostraca; Decapoda; Penaeidae
Source: RefSeq, a predicted model, not a curated record
CAGGUUGAUGGUGUUUCUGGAGAGACUUUAAAAUUUAGUGAAAUAAUAGACUGGAUGAAAAGAGUUAGUUUUGGCUGGCAUGAAGCUGGUUUAGAGGCUGGCCAUGUAGUUUGCCUUGUGACCCCAAACUGUGUCCAAGCCCCAGCAGCAUUUUUGGCAGCCAUUGCAGCUUCAGCUGUUGUUACAUUGUCAAAUCCACUUUACACUCCAGAUGAGCUUAAGCGGCAUUUCACCGAUAGUAAGUCCAAGUGGAUAGUUGUCCAUCCACUCUGUCUCCCAGGGGUCCAAGCAGCUAUCAAGGAUUUAGAUGAGAUUAAAGGAGUGUAUGUGCUGGGUUCAUCAGCUGUGAAUGGAGUGGAACCUCUUGUGGGUCUGUCACAAGACCAGCCAGAGAGUUGGCAGUACCAUGGAGUCUCUGGUGACAGUGUGGUACAUCUUCCAUAUUCUUCAGGAACUACAGGCCUCCCAAAAGGUGUAGAACUUACAUCAUCAAACUGGCUAGCAGUUCUCUCAACUAUAGGGAGAAAAGAAUAUCUAGAUGUGAGUAGUGAUGACACUGGCCUUGGAAUUUUACCAAUAUUUCAUGCAUUUGGGAUGGCCAUGUACCUAACUGCUCUGUCUCAUGGUAUGACAAUGGUCACCUUACCAAGAUUUAUUCCUGAUGUCUUUCUCAAAGCAAUUCAAACUUACAAGGUGACCCUAGCACCUUUGGUUCCACCACUUGCUCUUUUCAUGGCUAAGCAUGACCUGGUGACCAAAUUUGAUCUAACAUCAAUUACUAAUAUAAUAUGUGGAGCAGCCUCAUUAUCGGGAGAUGUCCAAGCAUUGCUCUCUAAGCGGCUGUCUGGAGUAAGAGUCAGACAGGGUUAUGGACUCACAGAAACAACUCUUGCUACAUUCAGCAGUGAAACUGACUUACCAGGAGCAGUAGGAACUGUUCAGCUCACUGUGAAGCUAAGAUUGUAGAUAUGAAGACUGGGGAUUCUGUAGGACCUGGUAUUGAUGGAGAAAUCUGUAUCAGAGGCCCAUUAAUAAUGAAGGGCUAUCUCAACAAUGAGGAAGCAACAGCUAAUAUCAUAGACAAUGCUGGAUGGUUG